Messenger RNA from Adineta ricciae, 1017 nucleotides. Lineage: Eukaryota; Metazoa; Rotifera; Eurotatoria; Adinetida; Adinetidae. The record is from the annotation of a GenBank genome assembly.
AUGGAAGUCAACGAUAAUGAAAGUUCGAGUGGUGAAGAAUUCGCGACGGAAGGUUCACCUAUCAAUCAAAAUAAAAAUGAUGAUGAUAAUGAUGCUGUCGAUAUGGAUGUCAGUGAACUGAACGAAAAAAAGAAACAAAAUUCUCAUAUGAAUAGUGGUAUUAUAGCUAAAUCCGACGACAAUGAUGAUAAAUCACCACAAAUGGAUGAAAGCCCAACUGAUCCCAAAUCGAAGAACGACGAGAUAGAUCAUGUUUUCUAUGAACUCGAAUAUAAGAACGGCAAAGCAAUGGAAGAAUUCUCAGCUGUAUUCAAAUUACUGAACAUAGAUCCGAUUCAUGACAGAUCAGUAGUAGCACCCAUUCGGACCAAAGUUGAGGAAGUUUAUCGAAAACUAAAUCGAUUAUGCGAUAUACUGGAUGAGAAAUCUCAACUUUCGAAUGAUGCCAAUCCUAAUGAACUAACAAUACAAGAAUCGAACGAACUUUUGAGUGGUUUAAAAAAGUUAUAUGCUGAUAGUUUCAAUCAAAACCAAAUCAGGCUCGACGAUCGCUUGUUCUUCGAAAAAAACAGUGGAAUACUCGCUUAUCCACAGUGUCUACGAGGAACUAAUCGUGCUUUGUCUGACUCAACGAUUGAUGAAGUGGUCAAGUUUUAUCGUGAAGAUGGUAUCAGUCGAAUCUUAUCCAAUUCCGAAGACACGAUCAAAAUCGAUGGACAAUCAGUAGCAGUUCGAUUUUUAGAAAUGACUGUGUUGAACGCGUAUCGAAUAUUCAAUGAACAACAUCCUGGACCUGUUGCGCGAUCAACUUUCAAUGCCCUUCGACCACGAGAAGUAAAAACUGCGACACCACAUGAUACGUGUAUCUGUAUAACUCAUGAGAAUAUUGACUUGUUGUUGAAAGUUUGUGCCAUUUGUAUGUUGAUUCAAACUUUAAAUAGUUUCAUUAUAGGCUUAAAACAACCACUAUCGAAAAUGUGCUGGCACAGCUGCUUUAUCAGCAACCAACAAGAUUAA